This is a messenger RNA of Neurospora tetraspora, 933 nucleotides long. RefSeq lists its product as uncharacterized. The transcript has 2 exons. The record is from RefSeq and is a predicted model, not a curated record. Gene Ontology annotation, molecular function: mRNA binding. Gene Ontology annotation, cellular component: nucleus. Bases 135 to 851 code for a protein of 238 amino acids. NCBI's taxonomy places the organism in Eukaryota, Fungi, Ascomycota, Sordariomycetes, Sordariales, Sordariaceae. Gene Ontology annotation, biological process: regulation of mRNA splicing, via spliceosome.
CGUCUGCCUGCAACCAGCCAACCACUCCCGUCUUUUGCACCCAACCGAAACCACAUCACAUUCCCUUGUCAACCGAUUUCUGGUCGUCUGUCAUUUGAAUCCCUCGACACAGAACGACCUCAUCAACGAUCACAAUGUCGUGGAGGAACCAAGGAAUCACGGGUUCCAACAACAUCCCGUUGGGAAGCAGGCGUCGCUUCGCUGGCGAUGGAGAGGAAGAGGACGGCGCUCGCAGCGUAACACCAUCAGCCCCAUCAUCCGUCACCAAUGGAGACAGAGACAGAGACGUCAGAGACGGCCCCGUCUACAGCAAUGAUCGCGACGUCAAGCGCGGCCGCAGCCCCGAAAGGUCCGAGGAUGGUCCCAAGCGCCGCAAGAAGCGCAACCGUUGGGGCGAAGCGACCGAGAACAAGGCCGCCGGCCUGAUGGGCCUUCCUACCGCUAUCGUCGCUAAUAUGACGAGCGAACAAUUGGAGGCCUACACCCUGCAUCUUCGCAUCGAGGAAAUCACCCAAAAGCUCAAGAUCGACGAUGUUGUUCCCGCCGAUGGAGACAGAUCGCCCUCUCCUGCUCCCCAGUACGACAACCAUGGUCGCCGUGUCAACACUCGCGAAUACCGUUACCGCAAGAAGCUCGAGGAUGAGCGCCACAAGCUCAUCGAGAAGGCGAUGAAGACGAUCCCUAACUACCACCCGCCCUCGGACUACCGUAGACCUACAAAGACCCAGGAGAAGGUCUACGUCCCGGUUAACGACUACCCAGAGAUUAACUUCAGUAUGAUAACUAACCCUCCAAACUCCCUAUUAACUCCUAACCUUCCCCCGCCCCCAUUGGUAUUUUGCCAGGCAUGAGCCCGCGCUUCUAGAAACAGUUGCCGUUCGUGCCUUGCAAGUUGCUUAUGUUGAACUUUUUAACCCGAAAAACAAAUGAUUU